AAUCACCUGUAAGUUUCAACAUGAUUGUUUCUAGAACUAGCUAUAUUGAUUUCAAUUUUUUUUUUUUUUGAUCUUCUUAGGUCGCUGUUAGCUCCUUAGAUGAUAUGCAACCUGGUACUCAUUUCCAACCUGUGUUGACUGACCCUACAACUACAGAUCCUGAACAAGUGGAUAAGGUUGUAUUUGUAUCUGGAAAAUUAUAUUAUGAUCUUCAAAAAGAAAAGGCUGAUCGUGGAUUGAAUGAUCGUAUUGCUCUUAUUCGUAUUGAAGAACUUUGUCCUUUCCCCAAAGAUCAAAUCAAAGAAGAACUUGAAAAAUAUAGAUAUGCAACAGAAUUUGUCUGGUGUCAAGAAGAACAUGAAAAUCAAGGUCCAUAUAGCUUCAUGGCCCCUAGAUUAGCUCAAAUGAUUCCUCAUCACAAGCUUGAAUACGUUGGACGAAAACCUCUUUCCGCUCCUGCUAUUGCUCUACCUCCACUUUUCAAGGAACAACAAGCCAAACUCAUUAAAGAUGCUGUGAACUUAGAUUAGAUUAGUAUUAAUAUAGUUUAUGUAUAUGUAUGUAUGUAU
This is a messenger RNA of Halteromyces radiatus, 569 nucleotides long. RefSeq lists its product as uncharacterized. The record is from RefSeq and is a predicted model, not a curated record. Lineage: Eukaryota; Fungi; Mucoromycota; Mucoromycetes; Mucorales; Cunninghamellaceae. The transcript has 3 exons. The coding region runs from base 105 to 530 and encodes 141 amino acids. Gene Ontology annotation, biological process: tricarboxylic acid cycle. Gene Ontology annotation, molecular function: thiamine pyrophosphate binding; oxoglutarate dehydrogenase (succinyl-transferring) activity.